GCCAGGCGAGUGGAAGGGAGAGAGUGAAAGAGCCCUUCGCUCUGGAGCGGUCCAGGCGGCUUUUCCUCCAUGCCAUGCACCGCUUCCCGUAGCGCCAUGCAGAGGCCCGGAGGAGGAGGAGGAGCGGCGGCGGCUGCGGCCUCAACAGCUGCAGCCGAACCUGGAGGAGGAGGCGGAGAGGCCGUCGCAGCGGCCGCGGCCUCGUACCGCGUCCUGAGCCGCCUCUUGGGCUACGGCGGGGCCGAGCCAUCCUCGGCCGGGGGCGGCGUCGGGGAGGCUGCUGUCGUUGCCGGGGAGCGCGGCUUGCGGGGCUCGCAGCUCUUAGUCUUCCGCCCGGGAGAGGAGCAGUCCUCCUCGGCCUCCUCUGGGUUGCCACCUCCGACGCAGCCUCCCCAGCCGCCUCCGCCGCCGCCUCCUCCGACGCAGCCCUCGGAGCUGCUCUGCUCCCGCCACGGAGGCCCUCGGUGCUGGAGCGGGGCUGCCGGAGGGCUGCUCUUCCCUCCCGGGGCCGGCUUGGAGCUGCAGCUGGCCGCCUUGGGGCUCCGCCAAGGGCCCUCCGAGGCGGGGAAGUGCCCCUGCUUGGGCCCUCCGCCGGCCUUGGCCUCCGGGGAGGAGACCAGCGACGCCCUCCUCGUCCUCGAAGCCCUGGGCCCCGAUGAGGAGGAGGAGGACGACGAGGAAGAAGGAGAGGCGGCGGUGGAGGCCGCCCAGCCCGCCUCGCCGCCCCCGGCCCCCAUCGUCCUCCUCCGCCGCCCCUCCGCCGCCCCUUCGAGGAAAGGCUCCCUCAAGGUGCGCCUCAGCCGCCUCUUCCGCACCAAGAGCUGCAGCGGAGCCUCCUCCGGCAGCCCAGCCGCCCCCAACGGACCCCGGCGCCAGAAGGAGCCCUUGCCCGGAGGGGCCCACCCAGGCAAGGCUGGCACGGCAGGGAGCCUCCCCGACGUCUCUUUCCCUGGAGGCCGGGAGCAAGACUCGGGCAGAAAACCAAGAUUGAUGCGAACGCAAAGUGCCUUUUCUCCCGUUGCUUUUGGUCCCCUCUUCACAGGUGAGACAGUGUCACUGGUGGAUGUGGAUAUCUCUCAGCGCGGUCUAACGUCUCCACACCCCCCAACACCGCCGCCUCCCCCACGACGAAGCCUCAGUCUUUUGGACGAUAUCAGUGGGACACUGCCUACAUCUGUCUUAGUGGGUCCGAUGGGGUCUUCGUCCCUCCAGUCUUUUCCUCUGCCUCCGCCACCUCCACCACAUGCCCCUGACGCGUUCCCCAGAAUCAUCCCAAUCAGAGCACCCGAAGCAGUACACAGCCAACCUGCACAGCACCUUCAGUGCCCCCUCUAUCGGCCAGACUCAAGCAGUUUUGCAGCAAGUUUGCGGGAGCUAGAAAAAUGUGGUUGGUACUGGGGACCAAUGAACUGGGAAGAUGCUGAAAUGAAGUUAAAAGGGAAACCUGAUGGCUCUUUUUUGGUUCGUGAUAGUUCUGAUCCCCGGUACAUUCUGAGCCUCAGCUUUCGAUCACAGGGUAUUACACAUCACACCCGAAUGGAACACUACAGAGGAACCUUCAGUCUUUGGUGCCACCCCAAGUUUGAGGACCGCUGCCAGUCUGUGGUGGAGUUCAUCAAGCGUGCCAUCAUGCACUCCAAAAACGGGAAGUUCCUGUACUUCUUACGAUCCAGAGUUCCAGGUCUCCCUCCAACCCCCGUCCAGCUCCUCUAUCCAGUCUCUAGGUUCAGCAAUGUAAAAUCGCUACAGCAUCUCUGCCGCUUCCGGAUAAGGCAGCUGGUCCGCAUCGAUCACAUUCCAGAGCUGCCACUCCCCAAGCCUCUGAUCUCGUACAUCCGCAAGUUUUACUACUAUGACCCCCAGGAGGAGGUGUAUCUCUCACUGAAAGAGGCUCAGCUUGUCUCCAAACAGAAGCAAGAGGCAGACAGUUCAACGUAAUGAGAGGCCCCACCCAUACCUUGCUGUUGUCACCAAUGGAAUUUGGUCACCAGUAUCGUGUAGCUAUAGAGGCAGCAUUGAAGUGGACUCCUGGCAUUUGCUUGCUUCCUGGCUGUCUCUGAGUCUCAGGAGAGGAUCCAGGACACUCGAGAAGAAGCACAGCUGUGCACUGAAAAAUGGGAGCCAUGAUUCCCCCCCCCCCUAAAAAAAGUUUCCAUAAAGAUGUUGGAAUCUUCUGAAGCUGGACUACAAGCUCCUGGAAGAAUGGAGAAUGUUAUUUUUCUUGUUAAAUUUCUAUUUUUGGUGCUUUCCCUCCACCCUCUCCCCCUUUUUUGUGGCAUGGAAAAUAGCAAGCCAAUUUCACCUUUUGUUUACCUGUUGGUAUUUGGGGGAGGGAAAGCUUGGGAAGGGUGAGUAUGUGCAGCAGAUUCCUGAGAUUUAAAUAAGCAAAACUAGGUUUUUAGUCCAGUGAUUCUGUUGGGAAAGGCUGCUUUUGCAGGGCAAGUCUGAGCCAUAUACAACAUGUGGAGUUGGGAGGAGGGAGGCAGGCAGUGAGAACAGUCAGCUGUGCUACAGCUCAAGGAAAGUUGUGGGGAGCAGAAGGGUAAGGCAGUGGGAAUUCAGCCAGAUGUAAAAAAAUGUUGUUGCCUUUGUUCAAAUGUCUAUAGAACACAUUUAACAUUACGGACCCGUUCUGCUGCAGAUGAUGUUAGCCAGUUGAAUAAUAGAUAGCCAUUUUCCCCCCCCCCCCCCCCCCAGUCUCCUGAACACUGGGAUGCCAUGCAAGAGAUGGUGGUUAUAAAUGUAUUGAUAAACCCAUCAAGCAGAGGUAAAAUGCACAGUGGGCACCUGAAGCUGAUCUUGGUGUUGUAAAUCAGCUUUCACUGUGUUGCUCCCAAGAAGUGGAAGUCAGGAUGCGCUAUUGGACAAGCAGAGUGGAGGCUUGACCAGUGGAAGGAAAUAGCUCUUGAACUCUCUUAAUGAGAGGAAGCAGAUUUCUGAAGCACCUUAGCCCCAUCCCAAUGUGAGAGUGGAAAUGAAAGUACAAAAGUUGGGAGCAGUCAUUCAUGCAAAAGAAAACAAAGCAUUUUUAAAGGAGAGCACCUGUAACCAACCUUACUGAGGAAUCUGCUGAAUGUGUCAGUGAAGAAACAUUGUGUGCAACUUAUUUGUCUACUAUAACAACAAAACAAAGUUUUAUCAUAGCAAAAGAAAAUGACCCCCCCUCCACACACCUAUAUACCAAACUGCAGUGAUUGUCCAAGAGGUAUCUCUCUUUUUUUGUGAGUCUUAAAAGCCGCUUCCAUCUCAAGAUGAAGUUUACUUGGCUUACGUUUCUUAGUGGAUUUUUUUAAAAGCUGUGAUAUCUUACUUAUUAAGACAAUAUCUUUAUUAUUAUUUAUUCUUAGUAAUAUAUUUGUGAAGCUUUUGUCAUAGUCUCUUUCCAAACCGUUUACAUUGGUUUCAGCCUCAACUUCUAUAGGUUUACUUCCUACACACUGGAUAGAGUAAAUUGAGCUGUCAAAGUUGUGGAGAACUGACUUUGAAAUUAUCUUUAAAAGAGUUAAAUGGUUAGUAGCCUGCCCCCGCCCCCCGGAGAGUUUCCCCCAUGAUAGAAUCUUUUUCUCUCUCCCCAAAAUCAAUAGGUUCUAAGGAAGUUAGACAUCUCUUCGCCUUAUAUAAUACAUUGUGCAUUCCAGGGUAGAAUCAAAUUUUGGAAUCAGACGGCUCCCUGUCAUGCUCACUCUCUUUAUUUUGCUAUUUGAUUAUGAAAAGCUUACUUCUGAACUGUUUCUGCAUUUACUGCUUGGACAACCACAUCCAUGUUCUGCUCUACCCCAAAGAAGCUUCUCUUCCAUUGCUCAUUUUGGUACGUUUUUUAAAUUGUUAAAAGAGUGAAUUAGAAAUGCAUUGACCUACUGAAGUUGAGCCCUUUCCCUAUGGUCUAUCAUCUCCUACCAGUUCCCCAGUCAGCUGAGACCAUUGUAUUAGAUGUGAACUGAUGAAGGUGUUGGUGUCUCCUAUGGUAGUGGUAGUGGUGGGGAAAAUUACAUUCCUGGAACUUGUUCUACUCUUUAUUCUGAUACACUGGCGAAAUAUAUGAUCCUCUGCUGAAAUAUAUGUGGCUACCUUAGAACUGGAGAUCUGUAUCUAAAUGGCAUCAAAGACAAUAAUGCUAAAGACCUUGCCCACUUGAAACCAAAAGAGGUUCCAUGCUGGGUGGAAUCUUAAAUGCACCAAGAGGACCCCUAUAUUUUCACGCUGUGCAUUUUGAAAUGUUAACAAUACACUGGAAAGGCCAUCCGUUUCAUUCUAGCUAUACAAAGGCUUGAACUUGUGUGUGACUACAAAGAUAGGUUUAGGUGCACUGGAACUGAGGUAUAACAACCUACAAGGGAUUCAGUGUUUGGAUUAUGGCUUUUAAAACUGUUUUAUCAUGUCCACCUUCAUCUCAUUUAAGAGGGAAAGUUUUCUGAUUCACUGUGGAUUUUGAGAUUUAUUUAGUCCUUUCCUACACUUCCCUGUGCAACAUAAUUUUCUUGGUUCAUCUCAGAAAUGAGAUCAAACCUAAGGCCUGCACUUGCAUGGCAGUGGGGAGGAAAUAUUUCUUAAAAUAUGGCUCAAACACGCACAAACCAUGCCCCAGUGACUGUACUGGGGGUCUGUUACCUGCCUCCAAUCCUUCUGUCGAAAUGUGAGCUCCUCUAGAACUCCAUUGACUGACUACUGAGUAGCAAAAGCCAAUUGUGUGUAAAUAAUGUUCAGGGAGAAAGUUGGUUUCCCUGGGCCACUGUUGUGUCUCUGUUAAGUCUGCUGUGAUGACAUUCCUGUAUAAGGAAUGAGUGAGUGAGUGGGUGAGUGAGAAAGUGAAAGAGAUCUCUCCUUUGUGGGGUUGUGUGAUAACUUUACUUUUGAAAUGGGUGAAUGGUGGUGGAUGAGUGUUAUGUAGCAAAAAUUAAAUCCAGCACUGUCGCUUUUUUGAGGGAGAGGUCCAUUGACUGAAGUACUUGUACUGUAGCAUUUGUUACUCUCCAUAGUAAAUAUUUGAGGAAGGGGGAAAGGAUGGUUAACUCAGAAGAAGUUGAUGGCUAUUUAGAAUCAACUACUCCAUUUGUCUUUUAUUUUCAUUGAUUGUAUUCAGCUUGGGUCUGGGAGCUUCUGAACAUAUUUCAAACCAGAGGUGGAAAACCUUUGGCUCCUGGGGUUUUGGGUAACAACUCCCACCAUCUACUAGGGAUUCUGGAGUUAAAGUUCAAAACUUCUGGAGGGCCAAAGUUUCCCCACCCAUGUGCUAGGUUUUGACUUUUUACUUGAACAAAUGAUGCUCUUCCCUCUCCCAAUAUCUACAGCAGGAAGUAAGGUUUAAAUAUAUCCUGGCCUGUAAUACUACUUGAUGAUUUUAAAAUUUAGGGAGGUAGGGUUUUGUUUGGCCUUAAUGGUGCUACUGUGGUUGGGUGGAAGAAUAAGAGCACAUCCCUAAGUACUUGGUGUAAGUUUCCACUGGAGCCACAGCAUUUAGUUGGGCCAGGAAGGCUUUGCUGCUUGAUCAACAGCAAUUGAAUUGUGAUUCAGAAAUGCAGAAGCGUCUUUGUAUUGUCUUGAAGGUACAGCUGUGGGCAUUUGGAUUGCUGUGCUUGUAUAUCAUUUUUUUGAGCCUCAGACAACGUUCAGGUGCAUCUUAUAAUAGCUUGGCUCUUAAUUGCUUUGACAUUCAAAAAAACAAAAACCUAGGUGCUAACUUGAGGCUAAAAAGAGCAGACCAAGCUUCAUAAAUCAGACUGUUUAAUAAAAAUGCUAAAAGGGACUGUUUUUGUUUCUUGCCCUCAAAUCAAACAUGUAGUCCAGUAUGCUGUUCCUCUGCCCCAGCACAUUUAAUUGAUAUUUCACAAGAAUAAUAAUGGAUGCAUGUGUUGUUGACAUAAUUAUUUUUAUGAUUGGGCUAAAAUGUCUAAACACAGUAGGAAACUCAUGCACUCAUGAGAGGGUUUCUGUGGAGCGAAUGUGUACUUCCAAAAUGUAAUGGAUUUGAAGUUAUCCACUAGAGGAUAAAAGUUAUCCUCUUAAAUGCUGUUUGCAUAAAUAUAGAUUUGACCUUAGAAAACGACACAAGAACUAAGGGCCAGAACAGGCAGCCCUUUUAAAGCAGCUGUCUGGGCAGCUUGGGAGUGUGGUGUUCAUACAUCACACAUUCCCACACCACCCGGAAGUCAGGCGGAUGCCCCGACAUGGGCAGCUUCAAGGUGCUCUAGCAGUAUGGUGUUUAUAUGCUGCAUGCUGCUGCAACAGCUUGAAGCCGCCAUGGGACGGGGAGGGAAAAGCUGCCUUUUCCCUGGCUGAAAAAGGAGCAGAUCUUUGUGGAUAUGUACUACAGAGGGAUAUGUAGUAUGCCUAUUCUGAUACAACCUCUGUUCUGCCAAGUCCUUUUGUGUGUGUUUUCUUUAAAAACAAGCAGCCUGGCUAGAUAAAUUACUGUUCCCAUGCUGUUAAAGAGAGAAGAAUUUGAGAGAGAGGAUGAACAACUUGUUCAGUACUUACAUAUAAGUUCAGUGGCGGUUUCAAACAGAAGUCAGAGUUCAGAUAUCAUAAAGCUCAUUCUCAGUAGGGUCACAACUGUCUCCAGCUAUUGCAUUUGUUGGGCAAUGGAAGAGAUCCCUGUCACAUAAAGCUUACUACUGUGAUAUAAGUUCUAGCCUAGGAAGGGUAGCUGGAUUGCUGCACACAUAAUGCAACAUAAAACUGUGUGCAGUUUUACCCUAAACCUUGGAGUUAAGCUCUUUCACUUCAUCCUAUCCUUGCAGCUUUUGACCUGUCCUCUUACUACCCAUUGUUUCCAUCAGAGUGUAACCCAUGUAUUGUGGACUACCACCUACCUAGCCGACCCCGUGUCUUCAUGGACCCAGAAAAAUAGCAGAACUCAUAAGCUUCUUAAUCUUUUUGGUUGACCACAACUUGGUGAGCUGUGAUCAGCCUGUUGCACUGAUAAUGGUACUGGAUUGACUUAGACCUCCAUAGGUCUGUGGAGUAGUGAAAUUAACUAGACCAGAUCUACUAUAAUCUGGUGUAGUCUGUUUUACCUCUUAAAGGACUACAUGAGCCCAUUUGCGUGACCACCUAUUGUUUCACAUCCUCAGCUUUUCUUUGAUGGUAGUGAACGUUUUCAAACAGUUGCAAAAUUUCUUUUUUUUUCCUGAGCAUUUGUGGGCUGGUGUUGGAUCGCACUUGGGAGACGUGUUGCACUUUUUGCAGAACAAGAGUCCAAAAUGGUACAAGAAAAAAAAAUCCCUAUCAAUCUCUUUUAGUCAGAGAAAAUGGGUAGGGUAUGCAGAAUUAAAUAUGUAUACCUCAGUAAUAACACUGAAAAGCUAGUUUAGGUACACAAUAUUAGUGUCCUGUGUCAACUGAAAGGUUGCAUAUUCCAGGAAAAUUUGAUUCAGUAAGAUGUCACCUUACUGCACUGUUAAAAGUUUUUUUUAAAGUUUCUGAAUUUGUUUUGUGUGUUUGUAUGUGCGCGUGUGCGUGUAUUUAUAAUUUAUUAAAACAGCUGCUGUAAUUUAUUUUCAGAACUAUAAAAAUGUAGAAAUAAAAAACAAAAUUCAGACUUGCAGGCCAAUCUUAAAAAGUUUUGCGCUUGGCAGGAAGGGGAAGAAAAGAUGUUUUAUAUGAAAAUGAAUGCACUUUGGGUGUGCUUAGACAUUUUAGGGGAGGGAGUCAGGCUGUUUUAUGGACUGGGUUCUGAAUGGCCUUGUCUGUAUAUAUUGUAUCAAUAGGCACGUUUUCGGUUUCUCAUUUGGAAGCAUUUGUAACUGCUGCAGGGUCCUGUCUGUAAAAUGGAUGUACUGAAUAAUUUUGCCUCAUAGUUGGGGUGCAAUGCUUUUUCUUUCUCUUUUUUUCCCCUUUUUGGGUAAAUUUUGUCAACCAUGGGAGAGAACUUUGCCCCUCUCCUGUUUGUAUCUCAUUUCUAUUGUGGGCUGUUUUUUGUUUGUUCUUUUGGCCUAUGGGUGGUUGUUCAAGAGGGUUGGUGGGGAGAGAGGGGUUUGAAAUAAAAUACUUAA
Messenger RNA from Sceloporus undulatus (fence lizard), 7991 nucleotides. It is a transcript of the gene SOCS7, whose product is annotated as suppressor of cytokine signaling 7. Gene Ontology annotation, molecular function: 1-phosphatidylinositol-3-kinase regulator activity. Lineage: Eukaryota; Metazoa; Chordata; Lepidosauria; Squamata; Phrynosomatidae. The coding region runs from base 70 to 1938 and encodes 622 amino acids. The transcript has 10 exons. The record is from RefSeq and is a predicted model, not a curated record. Gene Ontology annotation, biological process: phosphatidylinositol phosphate biosynthetic process; intracellular signal transduction. Gene Ontology annotation, cellular component: phosphatidylinositol 3-kinase complex.